This is a messenger RNA of Vitrella brassicaformis, 11784 nucleotides long. The record is from the annotation of a GenBank genome assembly. Lineage: Eukaryota; Vitrellaceae.
GGGGAGCUAGCCAUCGAAGUGCUUUAGAGGACCACAAAUUGCAAGUAAGACGUAUCUAUCUAUCCACUGCAGACCGGACAGCAAGUCAGACAGGCACACAGCAGGCAGGCAGGCCACUCACUCAGUACAAGGAGGGAGGGAGACAGAUGUGUGUGGGUUGGUUCACUAGCCGCCAAAGAGAUAGAUGGAUGGAUGGAUGGAGUGAUGCAGUGAUGCCGUCUGUCUGCAUUAUGUAUGCAUGCAUGCAUGUAUGUGUAUGUAUGUAUGUAUGUAUGCGAUAGAUGGAGCGAUCAGAUCCCUCCCCCCACACUACAAGACAAAACAACACAACACACGACACGACAAGACAAGACACGACAACAAAUUACACAUCAACACGCACUCCAAGCCCCAGUUAGUUAGUUAUCAACGUACGUACAAAAGCAGACAGACGACCAAAAGAAGCAAGGAAGGAAGCCAGCCGGACAGCCAGGUAUGUACCUAGUGAACCAACUUGUCCAUGCCAUGCAAACGAAAAUCAAGCAUCCAUCCACCCGAAUGAAUGCUAUGUCCAUCCCUCCCUCCCUCCCUCCCUUGGUCCGUCGUGUGUCGAGUCCAUCAGGGUGCAUACAUACAUACAUACAUACAUAGGUACGUCCAUGCGGACUCUCGUAUUGAGAAUACAUGCACGCACCUGCACACCCGAUACGAUCGAUACACACCACACCACACGACCGCCGGCAAAGGGGGCCCCACCCGCCCACCCACUAAAGACAGACACACACAACCCCCAAAACACGGCGUAUGCAUGCACAUCCACCCACCCACCCAUGCCAUACACGUGCACACAUGACGAUAAAACAACCGUCCCAUCAACCAGCCAACCAACAAUGACCAACGAAUCAAUCAAUCGAUGAGGCAUGGGCGGGUGAGUGCAUAAAUAAAACACAACCAUUACAGAGAGAGGUAACUUGCCUAUAGCCGUCAGUCACACCACACACACCACACCCAUGGAUGGACGGAUGGAUGUACAGAAAAAGACACACACACAUCAAGAGAUCAAGAGAUCAAGACAGACAGACAGACAGACAUCCAAGCGAACGAGGGAGGAGAUGGGCAGACCGGCAGGUAGACAGGCAGACAGAUAGAUAGGCAGAUGGAGGGGCAUGGAGGGGCAGGAAGUAAGCGAGUUACUUACUGCGUUACCUACACUUGUGCAGGGAGGGCACACAGACAGACGCACGUACCGUACAGGCCCAGACAUGCAGACAGACAGACAGACAGACAUGUGAGUGAGUGUGUAGCUAGGUCCACGCAUCCACUCACUCCACUAACUCACCCCUCUACCCCCAUGGAUGUAUAUGCACUCACUGCACGGGUGUACUGAGUGCGAGUGCGAUGGAUGGAAACGGACGGAGUGGUCCAUGUCCUGUGCUGUGCUGGCUUGAUGAAUGAAUGAAUGAAUGGAUGAAUAAAGCACACACAACGUAUACCGAUACGUAUACACACAUAGAUAGCAUAGCUUGAUGUGUGUAUGUGUAUUGGUAUGUGUUAUGUGAGUAGAUGAGAUGGAGUCGGCAGGCAGGCACUCACUCACAAGCAGCGGGGGGGCUCGGUUCCACCACUCAUGGCAUGUCACACUGACUGAGGGCACACACACACACAAAGAAAGACAUAGAUAGGCAGAGAGUGAGUGACAUUGACUAGAGGAUGGGAGGGAGGAGAAAGCACUAACUAGUCUGUUCGUGUGUUCACGAACCCACUCACACACAGUGGACUUGCCUAACGCGUUGGUAUGAGUACAAAUGCAUGGGCUUCUUUAUACGUACGUACUUGAGGAAGGCAGCCAACGCGCCAGGACUCAGUUUCGCCAGUUGCAGCACAAGUAGACUACCUCACUCACGGGGCUGCACACACACACAGUACGGACACGGACACACAGACAGACAGACCGACAGACGGACGGAUGCACUCACUCACUCACUCACGGAGAGAGCAGCGAGAGGCCCCAUAGCACGUCAGUCCCCUCACUAACUCACUAACUGAAGCACACCCCUCUCUCCUCUCUCCCUCCCUCUGUUUCCCUCUCUCCCUUUCUGCUUGCUUACAUGUCCUUGUUGCCUAUGUCCCCCCUCUGUGUGGCCAUGUGCAGUGCCCGCGACCUCGGGGUCAGGUCACCAUGCGCCUCCUCAGGAAUUGCAAGCACACCGCUGCUGUUGGUACCCUCUGAAGACCCCUGCCGCGUCAACCAAGACGACUGGACCCCCACAGCCGCCAUGCCCAAUGCAGGCUCGGAAUUGGCGCUGUUUGGCGGGACGGUGGUAGUGGCGCGGCUGCCUACUUCACCCUCGUCAAGCACACGCGAGAAUAUGUCCAACUUGUGCUUGCGGAGCAGCUCCGACAGCUUGGUUGUGGUCGCGCCAGUGGCAGUGGCCGUGGCGUGCAGUGGUUCCUCGUCUGUCGCCCUGUCGUUGGUGCCAUCGGGAGGCGUCUUGGACAGGGUGGUGGGCGUGUUGGUGUCCAAGGGUGUCAUGUUGUCGGCGUCCGUGGGGUCCAGCUGCUCGGUGGUGAGCGUGGGGGCGGCCUCGUAGGCCUUGUUGGGGUUGGCGCGGCGCCGCCGGCCGCAGCAGCCGCCAUUGAGAAACCAACUGGUGACUGCCUGCCAUAUGCACUUGCGGAUGCCGACCACGGCGUGGAACAUCUUGCUCUUGGCCCGCUUGGGGAAUUGCAACUCCACGUCGAGACCCAAACCGCUGGCCGCACCUGCACGUGGACACCAACAGGUGCAGUGCAGGCGUUGGUUGCAUGCAUCGACUGCCUCGUGUGCGUGGGUGGUGCUUGCCUUGCCUUUCGCACGUCUGUGUGUGUGGGUCUGUGUGUUGCUCACUGUGUUUGAGGACUUGUGUGUGCAUGUUUUGCUGUCUGGAGAGUAUCUGUGAGACCAUCUCCUCGUCGUCCAGCAGCGCCACGUGCAAAUCCUCAACCUGACAACAAACAUCAAUCAAACAACACAAGACAUCGGCCGGCCUCCCUCCCCCCCUCCCUCUGAUGUCCUUGUCUUACUAACCGUCAUGCCCAGCUGUAGUGCCUCUGAUCGAGCGUCCCUCGCGAGCCGGUCGAAGGCCUGACGGAUGCCCACUAUCAGACGAACCUGCACACAUACACACAGGGAGGGAGGGAGGGAUGGAUGUGGUGUUGGUUGGCUCUCUCUGAUCACAUCAUGUGUGCCUAUCUAUCUAUGUAACAUACCUUUUGUAUGGCACAUCUCCACCGCACCCGCGGGUGCUUCUUGAAGGCCGCCUCCGCAUCAGCCGGGGUGCCACUCCCGCUCACACUCAGCAGCCCGGCUGACGUCUUGCUGCUCUUCCAUACCUUGCGGAAUAGGCUCACUGCAGACUCGCUGCCCGUCGAGGGGCGGCCGCUCGCAAUGCUUGACGUGUUGGAUGGCAGACGGAAGAACGAAUGCAGCUUCUUGACGCUACGCCCACGGGGGAGGGCCGCAGGGUCGUUACUGCCGUCGGCAGUCUUGCUCAGGUCAUCCUCCCCGGCCUCCUUCUUGUCUGCCGCAAUAGGCGCAGCAGGAGGUGUAUUGUCCUGUUCAUCGGCGCUCUCGAUUCCGCUGCUGCGGUUGCUGUCGUGUGUGGUGGUCCGCUCCAGCACCGCACCAGCGGGCGGGGGCGGCAAAAGGAGCUUGCCGGUGCCCCCAUCACCCACACUACCAUCGCCAUCGGCCGUCGCGUUGUCUCGCCUGGAUGUGGCGUCGAGAUCCUCCUCCUCAAUGCUCUCGAGGUUGCUCUGGUUGGUCUCCUUGCGCAGCAGGGACCUCGGCGCCGUUGCAGGUGGUGGGUCCUCAGCCUCACCGUCGGAUUGGCCCCUAACCGAGUGAUCGGUGUCGCUCUCCUCCCCGCCCACGGCACUCUCGAGCAGCCCACAGGUGCCGGCGGCACUACUCUGGUUGGUACCCAUACGUGAGAGGGGCUCUUGGGUGGUCAGCGAACGGUCGCCAGCCAGAGGGGGCGACAGCAGCUUCUCACUCAUGGUUGCAAUCCCCUUGCCACCAUCAUGGAGGUCCAGGGCGGCCGAGAUACCCCCGACACCACCAACACCCGUCGCCCUUGAAUCGCCCCCUUCCCGUCUCUCAAACGCAUCGGGGCUGAGGCUUCUGCCCCGCCUGAAGGCACUCAGUGCCCGCACGGCCGUGGCCACUGAUCGGAACCGCCGGAGUGCGUCGGAUGGAGGGUCCAUAGCUGUGCUGCUGGCCUCCCGUGAGGGCGGACUGUUUUCUCGUGUGAGGCUGUUGGACCUGCCCUGCAGGCUUCCGGGUGUGGAUGUCCUCCUGAGGAUGUCGCUGGCCUGCCGGAUGAAGGCUGGGGUGGAGGGGGUCCGCUGCACCGUGGAGGAAGAGUUGGUGGCGGACCCGCGUGUGCCAAACCGCUUGCUCUUCUUCUUGACCAUCGCAGCCUUCCUGCUGCUGAUCACUAUCCCCUGCAAGUAGAUGCAAACAGACAGCCACACGGGGUGGGCGGCUGGCUGGAUGGUCAAACCACACCGAUCCCAUGCUAACUAAGGUGCGUGCUUACCUUGAGCAUUCGGAUGCCGACAGGUUCCCUGCUGGUGCCUGCCAGCAGCAGGUUGGGGUCGAUGCGUUUGAUCUCCUCUCUGGCCUCGGCCAGCUGCUUCUGUGUGGCCUGGCGGUGGAAGACCCGCACGAUGGCCUCGUGGACGAAGAACACGUCGAAGUAGGCCACCGCCUUGUGCAGCUGCGGCGCUACCGCCUCCUGAACUACCUCCUUGACGAAAUCCCUGACACACGAUCAACGAGACAAGGGACACCAGUUCCACAAUCCAUAUGCUCUCAUGCCAUGCGUGGCGUCGUAUGGGUGUCAGUCAUUCACUGACUUUUCUCUUUCUGAGAGUCGUGAGAUGUCGAGCAGCUCGCCCCUGGCGCCCUCUCCCUUGCGCAGGUAAAUCUUGCCCUGGUCCAGCAUGACGAUUGACCGGAUCACCUUGGGCACCGGCGGCGGCCAGAUGUACUUGGUGCACCAACCCGACACACGACGGCCGAAUGACGACUGGUGCUUCCCUCCGUGGGGCUCCUUGCCGUCCUCUUCAUUGCUGUCACCAGCCCCUUCCUCUUGUUGCUUGAGGUUAUCGAGGGCCUUUGUCCGUGUGUCCAUCCAGGCCUUGAUGUAGGACCGGCAGAACCACAGCAGCGCCCGCACCACAAACACACCCUGCAGGCAGGCAUAUGGGGGGAUCAAGACAGAAAUGUAUGUAUGUAUGCGGACGAAGAGAGAGAGAAGGGCGGGUGGGUGGGUGUUGACAUACGUACGUGGAACACGAUGAUGAAUAUGACGACGGCGUACUCGGCACCCAUCUCCAGCACACUCGACUCGGCAUUCAAACUCUCCUGUGUACCGCAUCCAUCGCACACACACAACACAACACAGCGGGAUUCAAUGAAUGCGUAUGAGCUGCCAGUGAAUCAGCCAGCGGCCAUCCACCCACCCAUCCCUACCAGCACGGGUACACAGAGUAGUGUGAGGAGGUAUGCCCAGAGUGCGUGUGCCUCCAGCGAGUCGCACACCUUGAACGCCCUGUUGUCGUACGGCUCAUAACACGCUAGAAACACAUGGAUGACACACACCCCACGUUGUCCAUUUCUGAAUCGCCCCUGAGUCUCCCUCCCUCUGUCUGUCCGUCUCUUGCUCACCGUUAAGGAAGAGUGACACGACGGCCAGCAGAAGGAAGACGAUCAGCUGAUGUGUGGAGUUGACGAACGGCAGGGCCUCGGGCAAGUCGACCAUCACACGACGAAACAUCGCCCACGCCUCCCCUUAUAUAUAUGACACACACAUGUCAUGACACACACAACAAAGCCGUGUCAGCCAAUAGUGUUUGUGUGCGUGGUGCCUGAGGCUCACUUACACCAGUAGAACUGUGGUUCAUAUCCGCUGUAGAGGAAUCCAUAUCGCUUCUUGACGUUUUCCUCGUGGAGUCUGUGUCGUAUGCGCCACAUGACGACCACGACGAGGAGGGGCAGGCCGAGGGUCCACAGCAGCACCCCAGCCACCGACAGCCAGUACCAGGGCAUGUGGUCGCCCUCACACACCACACUCGGGGCGGCAUCCACUCGCGGACGGUCUAUCGUGAUGCAAUUCAUGUUGAUCACAAAUUGCUGAACAAACCAACAAACCAAACAAACGACAAAUGAAUGAAUGGGCGGGCACUGUAUUGUUGCUGUUUGUCUGUCUAUUGUCCGUCGGCUUGGCUUGGCUUCCCUCUGUCUUCUCUCUUUUUAGCCUACACACCCCAGCCCACCUUGGUCAUGAGAGGGUGGAGCAGUACGAUGAGUACGACAAUACAUGAGGUGGCCUUCUGGCCGACCUCAGCCCAGAAACUCUGCUCCUCAUCCUCCUUGCCACGCAAAAAGUUCUGCAGCCGACCCAAAUACACGUUGUUGGUCUGAUCCUGCUGAUCACCCCCACGACCACUAGCACCCUCCAAUGCAGUACCACCAGCACCCCCGCCACCGCUGCCACUGCCGGCUGCCGCUCCUGCUGCUCCUGCUGUCGGCUGCGACUCUGUCUUGGGCCGUCUCUUGCGGGAGACCCAGACCUUGGCAGCGUAGAAGCCCGUGAUGACCAUGACAGUGGCUGGGGGGAAGAGGAACGCGAGUAUGCAGAGGACGUGUAUCGCGGGCAUCGAGACGACGGCGCACUCGAGGCCGACGAAGUUGAGAAGCGGAUUCGUGAGCGACUCAAGGUACAUGAUGAAGGACGAGAUCGACUGGACGCUCUGCAGACUCACCACCUCCAUCGCCAUCCCCACAGCUGGACCGCUGCAACCAACAAAUGCAAUCAAUCCAAUGCAGACAGACAGACAGGGAGGGAGGGAGGAAGGAAAACAAAAACACACGACAUUCAUUCGUUUAGCCAUGGCAGUCAGUCAGUCAGUCAGUCAGGGGGGAGGGGAUCUCACUCGGUCACUCACUGACCAUAUCUCAAACCACGUCUGGGCGAUUUUGAAUAUGGAUCCCUGAACGCCCACCGACUCAGCGCCGUCGAUGAGUGUCCACCUCAUGAGGAAGGCCGCCAUCCCGAAGCACACCCCGAGGAUGAGGCCCAGCUUGACCCACGCCCACCAGGGAUCCUCACACUCGCGACACGGACCGUAGUGCAGAAACGGAUCCGCAAACCCAUCCCUACACACAGACAAGACAGACAGCCAGUACUGCAGUACACCACUAACCUGCGUGUGUGUACGUCUGUGUGUGUGUGUGCCUCCCCUCCCUCUCUCUCUUGUGUUAGUUAACACGACCGACUCACUGGCAUGUGAGGCAGAGGUCGCCGGUGGAUCCCUUCUGGCACACAUUCUCCCCCAAGCACCGCUCCUCGUCGGGGCACUGCAGGAACGUGUACAGCUUGGACGACUGCGCGUACACGUCAAAGUCAGCCUGGUCGUUGGCAGACGGACCACCACCACCACCUGCCGCUGACGCAUUGCCCGAAGCCGAUGGUGCUGCUGCUCCUGACGGUGAUGACGAGACGGCAGAUUUGCCAGCCAUGGGUGGGGCUGGCGUGCCGCUUCGCUGUUCGUUCCCCUGCCAGUCACCGGGUGCGAGGAAGGUUGUGAACCGAUGGUAGCCGGAGAGGGCCACCGGGUUAGCUCGCUGCUCGGGCAACGUGCAGUUGGCACCAAUUGGACACUGUAAUCCAUGUUAUCAAUCACCCACACGGACAGACAAGAGGUAUGUGCAGGCGGUGCUGUGCUGUGUCCAGAUGCCUUGGCUGGCUGGCUGGGCUGACCAUGGUGCAAGUGGACGCCGCGGCCUCCUCUGCGAUUGUGCCCUCAGGGCACUCGGAACACUUGGCGGACGACAUGAACGCUGCGAAAAAACCAGGCCUGACACACGUGACACAUAAACACACACACACAUGACACAUUGCAGUGUGUCUGUGGCUGCCCCCCUCCCCUCCCCUCCCCUCCCCUCCCCCCCGCCCAACUGACUCACUCGCAUGGCAGGCAGGAGAUGGCGGCUCUGCCGGCGUGGUAUCCCUUGGGGCAUCUGUUGCACUCAAACAUCCCGGGUCGUGGCGAGGCGUUGCCCACAGGGCAUGCCUCGCACUGCUCCAUAUCGUCCCUGCGGUAGUAUCCGGGGCUGCAUGGGCGGCAGAAGUCCGACGACCGCCACUCGUCGUCCACCACAAAAUGGCGCCACAGGGCUGGCUUGGGCGGCUCGUACCCGGGCCGGCAACCAAACAUGAGCUGCUCAAACACCACACGCAGCUGCUCCCUCACCUGGCAAUCAUCAAACCAUCCAUCCCAAAGACACAGACAUUCAGACACUGGUCGGCCGGUCGGUGCAUCCAUCCGCUACCACUGACUGACCAUUUUCUCAGCGAGGCUCUUGGGUAUGCCUGGGGUGAGGGAUGGGUUCUCGAAUAGGGUGAUCUGGUUCUCCAGGGGGACGUUAUAGAAGACGUCGGGUAUGUUGCCCGAGAGCUCGUUGCCGUGGAGGAAGAUCGACCGUGCCUUGGUGAGGUUGCCCAUCGACACAGGCAGCUCACCACUCAACCUGAGGGGAGGGGGGCGCCGAGAGAGCGAGACACCCAAUAUACAUAAUGCCAGUCCAUCGAUGCCAUCGAUGGGGCGUCUUGUGUGUGUGGAGUGGGUAAGUCAGACAGACAGUCCAUGCAUACAUACUUGUUGUAUUGCAUGUACAGGUGUGUGAGGUUCUUCAUGCCGGGGUAGGUCACGUUGCCGUCCUGCCCCUCGCCACCGCCUAUGCACGCCGGCACACUCCCCUGCAUGUUGUUGCGCGCCAUCUCAAACCUGACACACAGACAGACAGAGCAGAUAAGCAGAAAGGUGGCCGACUGAGUGUUGGUGUCAUUCAUUCAUUCAUUCAUUGAUUGAUAUCCCCUCACUGACUCUUCCAGCAUGGUGAGCAUGCAGACUUGGUCUGGCAGCUGGGCCUCCAGUCGGUUGCCCCCCGCCUUCAGAAUCGUCAGGGAACCGCAGUGGCCGAUCGAACGCGGCAACGUCCCCCUCAGCGAAUUCUGAACACACACACCACAACACACCACACGCACAAACACACACACAUGGACGUACCGUACGUACGUACGUCAAGACACCGCAUGCACCCUCGAGUCAGUCGAUGCUUGUGCGUGCAGUGCUUCCACCCACAUGACAUACAUACAUGUCCACAUACACGUACGUACCUCUUCGAGAUAGAGUUCUUUGAGCUUUGAUUUCUGGGAGGGGUCUUGUGGGCACAGGUUGGGUGUGAGGUCGGGGAUCUGGCCGUCGAACUUGUUCUUGGCCAGGUUGAUGCUGCUGCAGUGCGACAGCUGACCUAUCUCGGCCGGGAUAGCACCACCCAAGUCUGCUCUCAUACCAUACCAUACACCACCGCACACACCCAACACGGGCACACAUGACAUGUCAGUCGACCCAUUUAUCCAUCCAUCCAUAAGUACAGACACUGACUGACUGAUUCAUGUGUGGGAAGGGAAGGUAGCUAAGCUGACCGGCGGCCUGCAGCAUGAGUUCAUAAUCCUCUUCGUUGCAUAUGAUGGCGUCCCACAUUCGGCAGAAGGUCCGGCUGAUGUUGAACCGGCCCAGCGACUCGACUCCCUGGUUGUUCUCCAGUAGGGCGAAGUAGAGGUCGGCCACUGCCAGUUUGUCGUCUGCGCAGACUUUGCAGCUCUCACCGCAGAACAAGCAAUCGCGGGGCGUCUCCGCCACCCCCCCUGGCCACACCAGGUCCGACUCGUUGGUGAAUCGCCAGCUGUCCGUCUCCCACUUGGCCACCUCCGCCCAGUCCGUGCCCUGGUUGUUCAUCAGGACGUAUCGCCCCUCUCCCUCCCUGUCUUCACCCAGGUGCACACGACCAGUGACGCCGUCGAAGUCUAUGUCGGGCAGGGCGUCGAGGAGCAGCCUGCCGAGGGGGUUGACUUCGAAUGAUGCGCUGGACACGUUGGCGGCUGAGGUCGUCUCGUUGUCUGCUGGCUCGGGUAGUGUGCCGUUGAAGCCCUUCAGGGCCUGGUCGAGGGCUCGUGCGGCCAGCUGUGCGGCGUCAUAGCUGUAGAGCACGUAGUUGCUCAGCGACUCCUCCUCCGCUCGCGUCAGGUUCAGACGGGGAACAAAACUGAUGUCCACACACAGAGCAGCAAACAUUCGUGACGGUGCGGGGCAUUAUGGGUUCUCUGUUGUCUGGCGCUUUGGUAUCUACCCUCCCUCCCACCUAUCGGCGGCUCCGCCUUGGCUGCUGAGUGAAGGUGUGACAGCCAUGAAGCCCUGAGUGAUGUUGGUGAAGUCGGGCUCAGAGAAUAUCCGGGGCAUCGUGUCCGUCCCUAGCCAGGCCUGAACAACACAACACAACACAACACACCCAGACAGACAGAGGACAACAAGACAGACACAUCAGAUCAGUCAAAUCAGUCAGUCAGUCAGCCACGUGUGUGUGUGGCUGUGCUGUGUAUGUCUGUUGUGCGUACGCACCGUGCCCCUGGUGAAUAUGCCGAUUUGGUCCCCCGCUCGCAGGACGGUGUGCAGUAUCGACGCACUCACCGCCAUCACAAACACCGCCGCAUCGUACUGAUUCCGCGACAAACCUACACUCACAUGCCAUGACCCACACACACACAUGCCGCGCAGCAGGCACAGACCCAGUGCAAUGCCUGUCCUGUGUGCUUUGUUUGGUCUAGUUACCAGAGAGUAUUUCGACGGCUGUGUUUGGGUUCCUCACGGCCAGCUCGAAAUUGUCGGUCGACACGUCGUAGUCCUCGCGCAUCGACACAAACGUGUUCUGAAUGCCACGCCCGUACGUGUCAUCCUGAUGGAACCCAGGCAGGCAACACACGCACAGCACACAUUCCUCGGUGCGGAUGGCUGGCUGUCAAAAGUCUGUCCUUCCGUUUUGAUGGACCGACCGACCGAGUGGAUGAUGACCAGUUUGGUCCACCUAAAUCGCUUUGCCAGGGAGAGAAUGGCCCGCACCUGAGAGGCGUCACUCGCCGCAAGACCGAAGAAACUCUCGUGCCUGUAGGUAAGACACACAUCACAUCACAUGCAUCCGUCGGUCCGCUCAUCAAUCCAUCCAUCCAUCCAUCCAUCCGGUGCAGCGCAUCUGUCACAGACCUGAAAAUGUCCGGUGCAGUAGCGGAUGGCGAGACGAGAGGGAUCCUGAAGAAUCCCGCCAGUGGGAGCGCCUCGGCCGCCAUGGCGCUGCUCAUGGGCCCCACGAUGAUGGACGCACGGGCAGCUAUCAGCCGCCGCACCGCCAGCAGCCCAGCCACAGGGUCGUCCGUGUUGUCCUCCACCAUCAGCCGCACCGUCCUGUUGCCCAGCAGCGUCUCGUUGGCAUUAAUGUCGUCCACCGCCAGCUGUAUCGCCCGCUGACGGGUGCCGUCGUUGGCCUGGUUGAGCAGGGCGCCCAUCAGCAGGACAGAUGUGUUGUUGGGUUGCGCUGAGGCGGCCACCACCAGGCCCGCCACCACAGCCAGGCUCACAAAACCUCUCAUCCUCAUGCACUGCACCGGCAGUCGCAAUCGUCGGGCCGGGCGGCAAGAGAGGGAAUGCAGACACAGAUCGGCUGCACUGCUGACUCGGCGGUGUCGUCAAGAUCUCCUCAUGCGAUGAUGCACGUCGCGCUGUUCGUCGUAACCGAGGUGUUGCAUAUGAGUUCAGAGACAGCCGCCAGGUGGAAAUCGUCGACGAUCUUCAGCCUUGCACUGGCCACAGCUGAGUCACAGCACCACGCCUGUCUUUAAAAAGAAGAAAGAUCGUGGGACGACG